This is a messenger RNA of Pseudoliparis swirei, 3391 nucleotides long. RefSeq names its product 5'-nucleotidase, ecto (CD73) (gene nt5e). Gene Ontology annotation, cellular component: plasma membrane. The record is from RefSeq and is a predicted model, not a curated record. The transcript is spliced from 10 exons. Bases 425 to 2227 code for a protein of 600 amino acids. Lineage: Eukaryota; Metazoa; Chordata; Actinopteri; Perciformes; Liparidae. Gene Ontology annotation, molecular function: 5'-nucleotidase activity; metal ion binding; nucleotide binding. Gene Ontology annotation, biological process: AMP catabolic process.
CAUAGACUUCUAUACAACCAGAGGAGUCGCCCCCUGGUGGUCAGGAGAGAAUGCAGCUUUAACACAUGCAGCAUAGACUUCUAUACAACCAGAGGAGUCGCCCCCUGGUGGUCAGGAGAGGGAACUCUCAUGAAGUCUGCUGGUGACUUGCUUGACGACUGUUUCUCUCAACAUGUUUUCCUGUCUGUUGUUUUUAGUGUUUCUCUCUUCCCCUCCAUAAAUAAACCGAGCCUCCGUCGGCCCAGACUGCGGCUGGUCCGGUCUGGGGGACCCGCCAGGAGGUCUGGAGGACCCGCCAGGAGGUCUGGAGGACCCGCCAGGAGGUCUGGAGGACCCGCCAGGAGGUCUGGGGGACCCGCCAGGAGGUCUGGAGGACCCGCCAGGAGGUCUGGGGGACCCGCCAGGAGGUCUGGAGCUGGUUUCCAUGAGCCGGCUGUUGGCAAGGAGAACCACCACGUGGUCUGGUUCUGCUGCUCCGUGUUUCUUGACGCGCCGCGGAGAGAUGGACCCGGUGCGCUCCCACCUCCUCCUCCUCCUGCACCUCCUGCUGCUGGGCUUCUUCUCCUGCAGCUCGGCGGACUGGGACCUGGUUCUCCUGCACACCAACGACGUGCACGCGCGGGUGGAGGAGACCAGCGAGCUCUCCGGUACCUGCGGCGGCGGCGGCCGCUGCUUCGCCGGCGUGGCGCGCCGCGCGGCGGCGGUGCGGCGGGUGCGCGCCGCGGAGCCGCGCGUGCUGCUGCUGGACGCGGGGGACCAGUUCCAGGGCUCCGUGUGGUUCAACUACUACAAGGGGGCCGAGGCCGCGCACUUCAUGAACGCGCUGCGCUACGACGCCAUGGUUUUUGGGAACCACGAGUUUGACAACGGCGUGGGGGGCCUCCUGAAGCCCUUCAUGGAGCAGGUCCAGUUCCCGCUCCUCAGCGCCAACAUCCGGGCCGACGCCACGCUGGCCGCCACCUUCGGCGCCUCCUUCCUGCCCUACAAGAUCUUCACGGUGGGCGGGCGGCAGGUGGGCGUGGUGGGCUACACGUCACGGGAGACCCCGGAUCUGUCCAAACCUGGUCCUCACCUGCGGUUCCUGGACGAGGUCUCUGCGGUGCAGCAGCAGGUGGACCAGCUGGUCCUGCUCGGCGUGGUCCACAUCGUGGCUCUGGGCCACUCGGGCUUCACGGUGGACCGGCUCAUCGCCGAGCGCGUCCGCGGGGUCGACGUGGUCAUCGGGGGCCACAGCAACACCUUCCUGUACACAGGCCCCGCCCCCUCCUCCGAGGUCCCCGCGGGCCCGUACCCCUUCAUGGUGCAGUCGGCUGACGGGCGCCAGGUCCCGGUGGUGCAGGCCUACGCCUUCGGGAAGUACCUGGGUCAUCUCAAGGUGACCUUUGACGAGGCCGGGUCGGUCCUGAAGGCCUCGGGGAACCCGAUCCUGCUGGACCACUCCGUCCCUCAGGAUCCGGAGGUCCUGGCCGACGUGGCGCUCUGGAGGCGGGGCCUGGCCCAGUACUCGGCCCAGCUGGUGGGCCGCACGCCGGUGUUCCUGAACGGCUCCACCGGGGCCUGCCGCUUCCAGGAGUGCAACCUGGGGAACCUGAUCGCUGACGCCAUGGUGGACAACAGCGUGAAGCUGUCGGACGGCGUGCGGUGGAACCACGUCAGCGGCGCCAUCUUGAACGGCGGCGGCGUCCGAACGUCCAUCGACGAGCGGACCAGAAACGGCUCCAUCACCAUGGAGGACCUGGUGGCCGUGCUCCCGUUCGGGGGGACCUUCGACCUGGUGCAGCUGAAGGGUUCCACGCUGCUCCGAGCCUUUGAGCAUUCGGUGAGGAGAUACGGCCAGAGCACCGGGGAGUUCCUCCAAGUGUCCGGCUUCCAGGUGGAGUUCGACCUCUCCUUGGGGGCGGGGCAUCGCGUGAGGAGCCUCGCCGCGCUCUGCACGCGCUGCCGGGUCCCCCGCUACGAGGCCGUCCGGCAGGACGAGGUCUACAGGGUCCUAAUGCCCGACUUCAUGGUUUCGGGCGGGGACGGCUUCUCCAUGAUCGCCAAGGAGAUGCUCAAGCACGACAGCGGAGAUCUGGACAUCUCCGUGGUGUCCGACUUCAUCUCACAGCGGCAGAAGGUCUACCCGGCCGUGGAGGGACGCAUCCGGUUCUACACCUCGGGCGCCGCCCGCCUGGUUCCCCUGGUUCCCCUGGUUCCUCUGCUGUGGACCGUGUGUUGGACCUUGUGACUUGAAGAACUAACGUCUCGCUGCACUAAGACGUGAAUUUAUUUGUACUUUUCUAUCAGUUUUACAGUUAUUAAAAUAAAGAAAGAACAUCCGGCUGAACUUCAUGAAGAACCUUCAAUAUUUAAGCUUUAUAUCAACAGUUCACCCCAAACAGGAAGGACUUCUACUUGUAUUUAUUCACGCCCAUGUGGACAGCUACAACGUUAGCCUAGCGGUAGCAUAGCUUAGCAUCAGCCUUCUGACUUGAAGACGUUUCCUUCUCCUCGUGAAUGAACUUCCUGUGUUUACUUCACUGGCGCUGCUCGGGGUCGGGAGAACAGGGCGUCCUGUGUGAAGGAGCUCCCUGAGGAGCUCUGCAUGUUAAUGCCGGGAAACUCCUCGAGACUCGGUACUCCGCCAGCUGGCAGCCGGCCAAUGGCAAGCAGCCCGUUGCUAUGGAAACCAUCUGCUCCCAUCGAGCCCCAUUACCCCCCCCCCCCCUCAAGAGGUCACUUCAUCCAUCUGAGAAGAGCUUUGAGUCACGUCAUUGUUCAAAAACGGUUCUUAAAAGGGUCCAUGAACGCAUCGCCGUUCACAUUUACAACAGUAAGCGAACGCAUCUUAGUUUAUUACCUUCGCAUUGAAAAUUUUGAAGAUUUUGGGAUCGAUCGGGUCAAAGGUCAUGAACAGGUCAAAAUCUUUCGCAGAACUCAAAAAGUAUUGAACCGAAUCGCAUGAAAUUUGGUGGGAUGAUUGUUUAUUAUCCGGGGACCAGUUGAUUAGAUUUUGGGAUCGAUCGGGUCAAAGGUCAAGGUCAAAGGUCAUUAACAGUUCAAAUCUUCUUGAAUCACAUGGAAUUUGGUGGGAUGAUUGGUUAUUAUCCGGGGACCAUUUGAUUAGAUUUUGGGAUCAAUCGGGUCAAAGUCAUGGAAAGGUCAACAUCUUUUUUUUAACUACAGCACGAUACAUUUUUGUCCAAUUGGCAUGCAACUAAUGCCAAAAUGUUCAUAAUUCAAUGCCCAAUCUUGUGAUAUGCGAAGGUAUGCGCUCUACCGAGUGCCCGUUCUAGUUUAUAAUGUUGACGUGUUUGAGGAACUAACUUUUUUUAAGUUUUAGAUUUUGAAUGAGCACUUCAUGGAUAUAUAUCUGAAAAGAUUUGUAAUUAAAUUUGUAUUCUACACCGAA